This is a messenger RNA of Bicyclus anynana (squinting bush brown), 2017 nucleotides long. It is a transcript of the gene peng, whose product is annotated as protein penguin. Gene Ontology annotation, molecular function: mRNA binding. The transcript is spliced from 8 exons. The record is from RefSeq and is a predicted model, not a curated record. Gene Ontology annotation, biological process: regulation of translation. Bases 131 to 1996 code for a protein of 621 amino acids. Gene Ontology annotation, cellular component: nucleolus. Lineage: Eukaryota; Metazoa; Arthropoda; Insecta; Lepidoptera; Nymphalidae.
AAUGUCAAUUGUCAUUGUCAUUUGUCAAAAUAAAAAAACAACCUUACAACUUGGAAAUAGCACGUGUAAAUAUCUUUUAUUUAUUGUGUAAUUGAUUUAAUUAACUAUUAGUAUUACAUUAAAUUAAAACAUGCAAAAAACUAAGCGUAAGGGCACUGAAAAUGAUGCAACACCACCAAAGAAAAAGAAAGUGCAAUUUGAAGGAUCAAAUGUUAGAGAUGACCAGAAUAAACAAAAAGGGGAAAAAGGUAAAAAACCUUUUGAUAAAUCAAAAAAGGAUAUGAAAAAAGGAGGAAAACCCAUUUUUACUAAACCUGGGUUUAAAGGUAAACACGAUGCUUCUAAAGGAAGUAAAAAAUCGGCCAAUAACCAAAAUCCAGAUGAGAAGCCGAAAUGGUCUGAAAUGAAAAAAGAAAAAAAGAAUUUAAGACUGGAACGACGCAAAGCUAAAGCCACUGCUGAAAUAUUUGAAAUCUCCCAUAAGGCUAAAUUGUUAGCAGCUCAAAUACAAAGAAAAGUAAUUAAACAAGACUUCAAAAUCACUGCAUGUAAAGAAUUGCAUUCUUUAAUCAAAGGCCAAUACAAAGCAAUAGCGCUGACGCAUGAUUUGAGCAGAGUCAUACAAGUGCUAUUGAAACAUAGUACAGAGGACAUCAAGAAUGAAAUCACUGAAGAGUUAAUGGAUGUAAUGGUACCUAUGAUGCAGUCGAAGUAUGCACAACAUUCUGUUAAACGUAUACUAAAAUAUGGCACUAAUUUUAUAAGACAUGAAGUUAUAAAGAAGUUUUUUGGGCAUAUCGUGUCGUUGGCCACUCACUCUGUAAGUGCGCCGGUACUGGAUUAUGCAUAUGGAGAGUUUGCUACUAAGAAAGAGAAGAUACAUAUGCAGCAAGAAUUUUAUGGUGAUAUGUAUAAGAAUACAAAAGAUGACAAGGUGAAAACAUUAAGUGACACAUACAAGGACAGUCCAGAAAUGAAGUCUGCAAUUCUGCAGUCGUGUAAAGCAAACAUCCAACGUAUUUUGGAUAAGAAUUUACAUGAUGGAGAACUAUUACAUUCAGUGCUGUAUGACUACAUGAAAGCGUGUAGUGAUGAGGACCGCGCAGAACUGAUCUCAACCCUCAGCCCGUUGAUUGUGCCUCUCAGCAACUCUCUGCCAGGGGUCAACGCUGCCUGCGUCUGUGUGUGGCAAGGAACUAACAAAGACAAGAAGGCCAUAUUAAAAGUGGUAAAAGAACACGUACUACCAUUGAGCAAGCACAAAACGGGCUACAGGCUCCUGUUAGCCAUCUUUGACUCUGUGGAUGAUACUGUGCUGGUGAAGAAAACCAUAGUCUCAACACUUGCUGGCAAUAUUCAGGAUGUAGCCAGCGACCAACGUGGCAACAUGACUCUGCAUUGGCUGGUAAAGCCAAAAGAUUCUGCCAUCUUUCACCCUGGCAUUACAUCUUUCUUGGAGGAUGGCUUAAAAAGUGGUACAUCUAAAAAGGAUCCAGAACUUCGUGUAUCAGAAUUGAGAGAAGCGAUAUUACCGGCCCUUAAGAGCAAUAUGGAGGAGGAUCCUAAAUUCUGGAUUGAUAAGAGCCGAAUGCCUUUAGUAGUAGCUGUACUGUCAACUGAAACAUCAAAAUCUCUCUUACAAGCGCUCGCAUCUGUGAUAUGCGAUCCGAACUGGACGAUCCCAGUCCCCAACAAAGACAGCACGGUGUUGGCAGUGGAAGACGCCGGCAUACACAUGUCGCUGAAGAAACUCGCCGCGCUCGACAAGACUGCAACUGAUAGCUUUGGAGAAGCUGUCUGUGACCAUAUUUCUGAAGAAACUUUGCAAGCAUGGCUGUCUACAAAUAGAGGUUGUUUUUUCGUUCUUCAGCUCAUUGAGAACAACAAUGAAAAGAUCAGCGGCAAACUCAAGAAACUAAUUAAACCUCAUAUUAAUACUCUAAAACAGAAAACUGUUGAAGGAGCUAAAUUGUUAGUACAAUCUGUUCAGAAAUAAAAUGAAUGUCAUGUAAAAAUA